AUACGCCAUAAAAUUAAAAAAAAUAUCCAUCUUGUCUAUGACAAAUCUUACGAAGGCGAGCUUUUCGGACAACAAUUUAACGUUUAUAACGCUUUACUCGAUUUAAAAAAAACUAUAAAAAUAACAAAAUUAUAGGUAUUUGGAUUCAUAAGGUGUUGGCAAAAUAUUAGUUCAAGAUGGCUGUAAAUGUGUAUUCCACAAAUGUGACAUCGGAAAAUCUAUCCAGGCACGAUAUGUUAGCGUGGGUUAAUGACUGCCUUCAAUCAAACUUUGCUAAAAUCGAAGAGCUAUGUACCGGUGCCGCGUAUUGUCAGUUCAUGGACAUGUUGUUUCCUGGUAGUGUUCCUAUGAAGCGUAUUAAAUUCAAGACAAACCUAGAACAUGAGUACAUUCAAAACUUCAAAAUAUUACAGGCUGCCUUUAAAAAAAUGUCUGUAGAUAAGGUAAUACCAGUGGACAAGCUGAUCAAGGGGAGGUUUCAAGAUAAUUUUGAGUUUUUGCAGUGGUUUAAAAAGUUUUUUGAUGCCAACUAUGAUGGAAGGGAGUAUGAUGCGUUUGAGGCCCGCGGUGGUUUAACGAUCGGGUCGGGCGCGUGCGACAGCGGCGUGCCCCUGUGCGCGGGCGCGGUCCCGCCGCCGCCGCGCGCGCGCCGCGCUGUGCCGAUGCACCACUCGGGCAUUGGCAAGGCGAACAGUACAGUAAGAUCUCCACCGGUCAACUUAUCCAGAAUAAACCAAACUGGAAAAGGCGACUCCAAAGUAAUUGACGAACUCAAUCACCAGAUUAAUGAAUUAAAAGCAACAGUCGACGGCCUUGAAAAGGAAAGGGACUUCUACUUCGGAAAACUUCGGGAUAUAGAGGUGAUCUGUCAAGAGAUGGACGAAGAGCACAAUGCUCCAAUAGUUCAAAAGAUUCUGGACAUCUUAUAUGCAACUGAGGAUGGAUUUGCGCCCCCAGAGGAAAUGGACGGCGAAAACCCUCACCCACCAGAGGAAGACGAAUAUUGAGAAUAUAACAUCUAUGCGUAUCAUAGUGCUCUUUGUAUAUUAUAAACUCGAAA
Molecule: messenger RNA, 1060 nt
Organism: Vanessa atalanta (red admiral)
Lineage: Eukaryota; Metazoa; Arthropoda; Insecta; Lepidoptera; Nymphalidae
Gene: Eb1
Product: microtubule-associated protein RP/EB family member 1
Exons: 6
Coding region: 177-1007 (276 amino acids)
Biological process (GO): regulation of microtubule polymerization or depolymerization; protein localization to microtubule plus-end; spindle assembly
Cellular component (GO): microtubule organizing center; cytoplasmic microtubule; spindle midzone
Molecular function (GO): microtubule plus-end binding
Source: RefSeq, a predicted model, not a curated record